GACCAUCCGGCGCAUCACGUGACGGGUCGGCAGCGCUGGCGGUUGCUGUCAGCUGAUUCCACGGGUUGGUGGCAGCUGCAGCCGCGACGAUGGAGUUUCUCCUGGGGAACCCAUUCAGCUCUCCGGUGGGACAGCGCAUCGAGAAAGCUACAGAUGGCUCCCUGCACAGCGAGGACUGGGCCCUCAACAUGGAGAUCUGUGACAUCAUCAACGAGACGGAGGAAGGUCCCAAAGAUGCCUUUCGAGCAAUAAAGAAAAGAAUCGUGGGGAAUAAGAACUUCCACGAGGUGAUGCUGGCUCUCACGGUCUUGGAAACCUGCGUCAAGAACUGCGGGCACCGCUUCCACGUGCUGGUGGCUAGCCAGGACUUCGUGGAGGGCGUGCUUGUGAGGACCAUCCUGCCCAAGAACAACCCACCCACCAUCGUGCAUGACAAGGUGCUCAACCUCAUCCAGUCCUGGGCUGAUGCAUUCCGUAGCUCGCCCGAUUUGACAGGUGUUGUCGCCGUCUAUGAGGACCUGCGGAGGAAGGGCCUGGAGUUCCCGAUGACCGACCUAGACAUGCUGUCACCCAUCCACACACCCCAGAGGACUGUGUUCAGCUUGGAGACUCCAUCAGGACAGAAUUCUGUGGGCACUGACGCCAGCCACCAAGCGGACUCUAGCCAGCACACGGCUCCUCUGCCCACCCCGGCUGCACUCCCCAGCGACACACCCAUUGCACCAACCGCUGAACAGAUUGGGAAGCUGCGCAGCGAGCUGGAGAUGGUGAGUGGGAACGUGAGGGUGAUGUCGGAGAUGCUGACGGAGCUGGUGCCCACCCAGGCAGAGCCGGCAGACCUGGAGCUGCUACAGGAGCUCAACCGGACGUGCCGAGCCAUGCAGCAGCGGGUCCUGGAGCUCAUCCCCCGAAUCGCCAAUGAGCAGCUGACGGAGGAGCUGCUCAUUGUCAACGACAAUCUCAACAACGUGUUCCUGCGUCACGAACGGUUUGAGCGGUUCCGCACAGGCCAGACUGCCAAGGCCCCAAGUGAGGCGGAGGCGGAGGCGGCCACGGACCUGAUCGACAUGGGCCCUGACCCGGCCGCCACUGGCAACCUCUCGUCCCAGCUGGCAGGAAUGAACCUGGGCUCCAGCAGCGUGAGGGCUGGCCUGCAGUCUCUGGAGACCUCUGGCGGGCCGGAAGACGAAUUUGACAUGUUCGCGCUGACGCGGGGCAGCUCGCUGGCUGACCAACGGAAAGGGGUAAAAUAUGAAGCCCCCCAAGCUACAGACGGUCUGGCUGGAGCCCUGGACGCCCGACAGCAGAGCACUGGAGCGAUGGAAGGUGGCAGUGAGAAGCGCCUCAGUGACUGGAUGAUUCCCGUCACUCAGGCCUGCCUCAUGGAGGACAUCGAGCAGUGGCUGUCCACUGACGUGGGAAAUGAUGCGGAAGAGCCCAAGGGCGUCACCAGUGAAGAAUUUGACAAGUUCCUGGAAGAACGGGCCAAAGUGGCCGAUCGGUUGCCCAACCUCUCCAGCCCCUCAGCUGAGGGGCCCCCGGGCCCCCCUCCUGGCACCGCCCCUCGAAAGAAGUCCCAGGAGAAAGAUGACGACAUGCUGUUUGCCUUAUGAGUGGGGCCUGGCACCCUGUAGCCUGAACCCCGACUGCUCCCACAUCCCUUGGCUGGGGCCUCUCUCCGUCUUCAGUGUUAAAGCUGCUUUGGGGGUGGCUUGUUACCCACUUCUCUCCUCCUUGAGGCUGGGCCAUACUGUUUAGGGGUGUGGGGAGGCGGCCAGAUAAACUGGGGGAACAGGUCAGUACUAUGUUGGGAUCCUGGCCAGUCCUGCCACCUCCUCCACCCUAACCGACCACUACGACUUUGCUGAGACCCAGAAGGCCUGGCACAGACAGGCUGGCUGCUUGGUUGCCCAGGGUGAUGCUCCUUGCCCUGGGCGAUCCUGUCCCUGGACCCCGCUCCAGAGCCCACACUGCCAGUCGAGGCAAGGCUGGAGCUAGAAGCUUCUGUGGCAGCCUCUGUCCCUUUCCCGGCCCUGUCAUGGAGCCUGGAGGCUCUGCAGCUGUUGAGGGCAGGUCACAUUGCCCUCUGCUGAGCUGCACCCUGUCCAGGGAUGAAGCUGCACAUGGUGGGGCACAGGGGAGGCUUUGAGGGGUGCCUGGAGCACCUGUGGUCCCCACAAUCUCCACUGCCUUUUUCUCCAUCCUUCCUCUUCUGCUGGGCAUGGGCCCACCUAUCUGUUGUUCAAUCCUCUUAUACCGGGAGAGGUGCCUUUUGUAUCCCUAAUUAAAGGUAGAAAACCA
Molecule: messenger RNA, 2301 nt
Organism: Hipposideros armiger (great roundleaf bat)
Lineage: Eukaryota; Metazoa; Chordata; Mammalia; Chiroptera; Hipposideridae
Gene: TOM1
Product: target of myb1 membrane trafficking protein
Exons: 16
Coding region: 90-1613 (507 amino acids)
Biological process (GO): signal transduction
Cellular component (GO): endosome; membrane
Molecular function (GO): phosphatidylinositol binding; ubiquitin binding; clathrin binding
Source: RefSeq, a predicted model, not a curated record